Molecule: messenger RNA, 339 nt
Organism: Knipowitschia caucasica
Lineage: Eukaryota; Metazoa; Chordata; Actinopteri; Gobiiformes; Gobiidae
Source: the annotation of a GenBank genome assembly
AUGGCCUGCUUCAUGGAUCCUCGGUUUAAAGCAGGCUACGUCAGUGGUGACAAGUUGCAUGAAAUCAAAUCCCGAGUGAUUUCAGAAAUUGAAGCAACAUUCUCAAAGGAGGAAAGCCAUGACGCACAACAAGACAGAAUGGAUCCACCAGAAGACAAACAGAAGACGUCCAAAAGAUCCCUAGGCAGCUUUUUCAAGUGUGCCCUGGCCCCAAGAUCUACUACAAUAUCAUCACAUUUGGUAGAUGGGGAACUCAACAGCUACCUUGUGUCUCCCACCAUCGACAGCGAAGAUCUCUGUUUUGGUGGAAUGUUCAUCAGGUUAAUUUCCCGCAUUUGA